GAUCAAAACCAAAGACGACCUGAACAAUGAUCAGCGGUCCGACUGCCACUGCUUCCAUCCCCAAGUCAACCAGUCCAUCGCCGUCGCUGAAGUUGUUCAAUCCAUCGAUGGUUUCCGGAUCGGGUGCGUCCCUCGUGUCGACGUCGAACGACGAAACGCCCGGAAGCUAUUCUUGUUGUUCCGCCGUGAGCUCUAUGAAGGAGAUCCUGAAGUCCGUCUACCGUUGCGACAGCGCCGCCGUCGUAGACGGCGACGCGUCCUGCGGGUCGACGGCGAACCAGGCCCUGUACCAGGGUGUGGAGGUCAUCCUCCGCAAAACGACGUGCAACUACGGAAACGACCUCAAAACCUCGGUGGCCUCCAGGCCCUUUUUCGAGUACAGGUGUUUUUGCGACGACGACGAUUUCCUUCCGGAGGACGUGUACUCCUCGCCACAGGUGCAGCAGGAAGCCGAGUCCCGAGCCAACAAGGUCUUUGGCCACGUUCGAAGCGGCAGCACCGGCACUCUCAGCAGCGGAGAAAGUCGGAACGAGCAAAACCCAACGGAGGCGUCGAGCGAAAACGACCAAGGCGAGAGCGACGAACGGAACGCCGCGGAGGAGACCGUGCGCACGGAGGCGGACGCACCCUCCACGCCGCGGCCGCUGCGGACGCACACGAGGGACUUUUACAGCAAGAUCCAUUCCCCGACGAAACGGUCGAUCACCAGGCUGUACGACAUCGUGCCGGCGUCACCGUCGUCCUUUUCGAGAUCCCCAAAGUCGGUACCUGUUGAUGGCGUUCCGUCUUCGAUAGAGACCAGUGCCUCCGAACCAGUGGGAGUGGUGGUGUCUGCUCCUUGAACGGCUGGACACCGAUUCCAGACAAGAUGCAUUCGACAUAUUGCUGCUUAGGCACCGCGUUCUAGCCAAAUUAGUAAUUCCUUCGAGUCGAAUGCCCAAGUCCACAACUGUAUAACAAAGGCAGACGAUGCAC
This is a messenger RNA of Pseudo-nitzschia multistriata, 975 nucleotides long. Lineage: Eukaryota; Bacillariophyta; Bacillariophyceae; Bacillariales; Bacillariaceae. The record is from the annotation of a GenBank genome assembly.